Molecule: messenger RNA, 582 nt
Organism: Nicotiana tabacum (common tobacco)
Lineage: Eukaryota; Viridiplantae; Streptophyta; Magnoliopsida; Solanales; Solanaceae
Source: RefSeq, a predicted model, not a curated record
GCUAUUAAAACUUUCUGUAUUAAAAGUUAUUCAUAAACCACUGCAUUCUUGGCUCCGUUGCUGUUCACUUUUCAUCUCCUCUCUCUCACUCUCAAAACACAGCGAGAGUCUGAGAGAGAGUGAAAAUGGUGAUGUGGGUAUUUGGAUAUGGAUCUCUAAUUUGGAAGCCUGGCUUUAACUAUGAUGAUCGCCUUGUUGGUUUCAUCAAAGGCUAUCGCCGUGUCUUUUAUCAAGGCAGUACUGAUCACAGAGGGACACCAGAAUUUCCAGGUAGAACAGCGACACUGGAGCCAGCUGAAGGAGAAGUUUGUUGGGGUAUUGCCUAUAAGAUAACGAAGAAGGAAGAUCAAGAAGUUGCACUGACGUACCUUGAAGUCAGGGAAAAGCAAUAUGACAAGAAGGCUUAUGUAGAUCUUUUCACUGAGCCUGCAGCAUCAGAACCAGCUGUUUCUGGUGUAUUAGUUGUAUUACUAUGUCUAGACAUAUGACAGACACACAUUAUUCUUCUUUGCAACUGGGAGGGAAAAUAAUUGCUUUUCUAUGUCUAAGUUCCUUCAGAUUUCGUGCAUUCUGGAAAAAUAA